This is a messenger RNA of Parasteatoda tepidariorum (common house spider), 2874 nucleotides long. RefSeq lists its product as uncharacterized. The record is from RefSeq and is a predicted model, not a curated record. Gene Ontology annotation, biological process: regulation of transcription by RNA polymerase II. Lineage: Eukaryota; Metazoa; Arthropoda; Arachnida; Araneae; Theridiidae. Gene Ontology annotation, molecular function: DNA-binding transcription factor activity; RNA polymerase II cis-regulatory region sequence-specific DNA binding.
UAAUAUAUGCAAUAAAAUUUAUUUAUGUGCUAAUGUGGAUGCUAAAAUGUUUUUUUAUUUUAUUUCCAAUGGCACAUUAAAAGACAAUUGAACAUCAAAAAAGAUAACAUUAAGCCUACAAAUAAGAGCAGGGCACCUAGACGGGUGAGACAAGUCCAUUACCUCGUGGAGGUCACACAAUGUACAAAAGGGAUCAUGAACCACAGUGAUGCGACAUAGAUGUUUUUUCAGGCAAUCGUGGCCAGUUAUCAGACGAAACAUGGCAACAGAUUUCAUCCUAGGUCAUUGUGGGACAUUAUGAUUUUUGAGUUCCUCUUGAAAAGAGGCUCUGAAUGAGACAUUAUGAGAUCUUUAUGAGACAUUUGAUAUUAUAGAAAGGGAGUCUGGAAUUUAGGAUGCUAAAAUGUUUACAGACUGAAAGGGCUUUUUGUUAUUCUCCUUUUCACGGAUAAGUGAAGGAGUUUUAUCAUACGCUAAUAAUUAGAAACUUUUAAAUAGAACUGUCAUAUGAAUUCAGUUGAAGAUAUAAUAAACAUGGGUAGAAAAUUUGAUCCUCACUAAUAUCAAAAAUCCGAGAAGUAUCCCCCUAAAUAAAAAAAGAUUUUGAGAUCUAUCCCUUCUUCCUAAAAACUGCCAUUACCCUCAAACUAAAUCACAAAUUGUAAAGGUUUGCUCCUCUAAGCUGAAUACAUUACCCUGGAAGUUAAAUUAGAAUAAAAGCCACGAAGAGGUUAUCUAACAUCUUAAAAUUUGUUUCAACUACCACUGUGAAAAAUUCAAGAAAGGCAUUUUCAUUGCCUAAAAACUAAUGUAAUAGUGUAUGAUAUUUUAAUAUUAUGUUUUCUUCUUUUUCAUUCAUUAAUUCAUUUCUCUAACUUAGAUGUAUAACUUAAAUACUUCUAUUGUAGCUCUGAUAAAAAUUUAUUUUAAUCAGGCAUAAGACUGUCCAUCCUUAUUAAACCUUAAAAUUAAAGUGCAUGUAAAAAUUUUUAACAAGAUAAUUUAGCUGUGUAAGUGUUAAUGUACUAAGAAACCAAUAUGAGUUUAAAAGACAGCAACUUGCUUAGGCAUAAUGUUCAUGCUGCCGAGAAACCUUAUUCUUGUAGUAUAUGUAAUAAGGGUUUUUCUAAGAAAGGUACUCUGACUAGGCACAUUCUUAUUCAUACUGGUGAAAAACCUUAUUCUUGCAGUGUAUGUAAUAAGAGUUUUUCACAAAUGUAUAAUUUAAAUCAGCACAUUCGGAUUCAUACUGGUGAGAAACCUUAUACUUGUACUAUAUGUAAUAAGAGUUUUUCACAGAAGGUUGUGUUUAAUCAGCACAUGAAUGUUCAUUCUGGUGAGAAACCUUAUUCUUGUAGUUUAUGUAAUAAAAAAUUUUCAGAUAGGAGUAAUCUGACUGAGCACAGACGCGUACAUACGGGUGAGAAACCUUAUUCUUGUAACAUAUGUUACAAGAGUUUUUCUCGUAGGAGUAAUCUGCUUAAGCACAUGCGUAUUCAUACUGGUGAGAAAUCUUUUUCUUGUCAUAUUUGUAAUAAGAGUUUUACACAGAACAGUCAUCUGGCAGCACACAGACGGGUUCAUACUGGUGAGAAACCUUAUUCUUGUAGUGCAUGUAAUAAGAGUUUUUCAACGAAGGAAUGUCUAACUAGACAUAGUCGUGCUCAUGCUGUGAAACUUCAUUCUUGUGGUGUAUGUAAUAAAUAUUUUUCAAAGAAGAUUCAUCUGACUCAGCAUAUUCAUGUUCAUAUUGGUGAAAAACGAUAUUCUUGUAGCACAUGUGGUAAAGGUUUUUCAAAGAAUAGUCAUCUGACUGAGCACAUUCGUGUUCAUACUGGUGAGAAACCUUUUUCUUGUAAUAUGUGUAGUAGGAGUUUUUCAAAGAAUAGUACUCUGAUUAAGCACAUUCGUGUUCAUACUGGUGAUAAACCUUAUCCUUGUAGUAUAUGUAAUAAAAGUUUUUCACAAAAGUAUAAUUUAACUCAGCACAUUCGUAUUCAUACUGGUGAAAGACCUUAUUCUUGUAGUAUAUGUAGUAAGAAUUUUUUUAAGAAAGAUCAGUUAAGUCAGCACAUGCGGGUUCAUACUGAUGUGAAACUUUUUUCUUGUAGUAUAUGUAAUAAGAGCUUUUCACAAAAGUAUAAUUUAAAUCAGCAUAUUCGUAUGCAUACUGGUGAAAGACCUUAUUCUUGUAGUAUAUGUAGUAAGAAUUUUUUUCAGAAGGAUCAGUUAAGUCAGCACAUACAGGUUCAUACUGAUGAUAAACCUUUUUCUUGUAAUAUAUGUAAUAAGAGUUUUUCUAAGAAAAGUUAUCUGACUAAGCAUAUUCAUGUUCAUACCAAUGAGAAACCUUAUUCUUGUCAUAUAUGUAGUAAGAAUUUUUCACAAAAGUAUUAUUUAAGCCAACAUAUUCGUAUUCAUAAUGGUGAAAAACUUUAUUCUUGUCAUAAAUGUAAUAAGAAGUUUUUGCACAAGCAUCGGUUAAGUCAGCACAUGCAUGUUCACACUGGUGAGAAGUCUUUUUCUUGUAGCAUAUGUAAUAAGAUUUUUUCAUGUAGGAGUAAUCUGGCUGAACACAGACGUGAACAUACGGAUGUGAAACCUUAUUCAUGUAGCAUAUGUUACAAGAGUUUUUCAUAUCAGAAUAGUUUGAUUACACACCGUCGUAAUCAUACUGGUGAUAAAUCUUUUUCUUGUAGUAUUUGUAAUAAAAUUUUUUCAUCAAGGGAAUAUCUAACUAGACAUAGUUGCACUCAUACUGGUGAGAAACCUUAAUCUCGUGAUCUAUGUAAUAUAAGUGUCCGCGAUUUUGUUCAUACUGCUAAGUAGCUUUAUUCUUGUAAAAAGUGUAAUAAAAGAUUUUUUUAUAUUAUA